GUCAGGUCCUGCGGUCUGGAGCUCGAGCGCUUCAGGCACUCUGACCGUACACCUUUCCGCGUCCCCUGGCCUCGACUGGUGCUCGUCCGAGCAGCUGCUGAUGGCGGACGACCGCUCGACCGUGCUGGCGCCGGGCGAGUGCUUCCGACAUCCUGUCUUGCAUGAUGACGGGUCCGACGCGGGCUCUGUUGUUGGCGUGGUGCGCAGAGUGAUGUCGGACAACCCAGGGGGCACCGCCUACGAAGUGGAAUACUUUGCUGCUGGAGAUCAAUACCUGUCAUGGUGGCUUAAUUCACGGAUUGCGAAGCGAGAGAAGAUGAUCUUACACGUGUGCCGUGGGCCAGUCUCGCGAUGUCGCUACACGGCACCGCGGGCGGGGUGCCAGGUGCUCCACACCAGGGCGCCCCAGAGGCUCACGGCCUCUCAGGCAGCCGAGCGGCACAUGGCAGUGCUCCAGCACGAUGAGGAUUGCCCCGAGCUGCCGGCUGAUGUCGCUCAGGCCGCUUUAGAUGAGGCUGAGGCCGCUGAGGAGGAAGAGGAGCUGCCGCCGAGUCGCGCCGCUUUCGCUGGCCCGGCCAGGAAACGCCCCGCCGGCGUAGGCAAGGCUGGGGGCGACCUGGUGGAGCUCGACGGCGACGGGGAGACCGACGAGGCACACGCGGAGGCCUUCGCUGAGCUCGACAGGGAGCUCGCAGCGCUUUCAGGCAAGUCCGAGGGCACGAAGGGCUCGGCGAAGGACGGCUACCUGGAGCGCCUCAACAAGUUGCGGGAGAAGCUCGCGACAGUGCGCGGCCCGGAGGCCGCUGCAGGCGGGACCGCGGCCGCCGCACCCACCAAGAAGGCCAAGCUCGGCGAGGUGGUCCAGGCAAGGAUGACUGGACAGGCGCCGAGUGCUGCCGCUGCUGGUCCAGCAGAUGGCGGUCGGGCUCGCGGCUCAGGCGAGCGGGCAGUGCUGAAGACGCUCGCCGAGUACCUGAGUCAGAAGGGCGACGACGACGACGGCCUGUUUGACAGUAAUGAUGAUCGCGUCCCUGGCGGGCGCCCUGUGGCGGCCCGCCGCCUGGCGUACAAGAAGAUAGCGGAGAAGCAUCCAGGGCGCCUCUCGGAGAGGGAGAUGGAGAACAUGGACCGUUACCGCGAGCUGCGGACGCUCGCGGAGAGUGCGGACCUCAUAGUCUCGGGCAAGCCCAUUCACGCCCUGGAUUUCAUCUUCUGCAGAAUCAAGGCUAUCCAGAAGACCAUACGGGAGGGCCAUUCGAGGACGGCGAAGUGGUUCGAGCUCAUCCCCCCCGGCAAUGGUGGAUUGAGCCUCUCAGUUGAGGACGAGGAGCUCGUCACGGGCGUCGAGGCCGCCGAGGUGCGCAUGGCCCACCUGCUCGGGCGCCUCGGAGGCCCGAGCCGUGGUGGAAGCCCGGACAGCAGAGCGUUGCCGAUCACCAACAUCGGCACUGCCGCGGACGCCGCAGAGUUGCGCAUCCGCUUGGGAGUGCAGCCGCCCAGGGGUCGUGCUCCUGCCCUGGAGGCGGGCCGCGCCGAUCCCCCGUCGGGGGGCGGCUUGCCCGCGCUGACAGACCGCCCGGUCCCCCAGGCGGUGGACGGGAAGCCCCUGUCAGCGUGGGCGGCGGUGCGCGCGAAGACUCCGCGUGCCGAGGGGGAGUCCAGGCGGCAGUUGAAGAAGAGGAUCGCGUCGCAGUUCUUCAAGCGCCGGGUGUCGGCCAAUAACGCAGCGAAGCCGAGCGAGCCGCAGAGCGAGGUGGCCGCGCUGACGCUGGGCCAGUGGAAGGCGGACAUCGCCUCGCGCAUGUGCCGCAGCGGCCCCAGCAGGAUGACAAUGCUGGAGAUCGGCUUCGGGAUCCUCACCAGUGUCAGGAGAAUAUCAAGUUGCAUUGGAGAUUUCGCUGGAAGGUUCCCUGUGGGAGGAAUGUUGGACUGUGAGGGAUCCCCCGUGGAUGUUACGAAGUGGCCAGCUGCUCUAAAGAAGGAGGCCCAAGCCACGGCGGUCGAGGUGUGGACCUUCGCGAGCGCGCUGGGCCUGAACUACCUUUACCUUGGGCACCUGAGCAAGGACCGCUGGGAAGCAGCCGGGCGCCUUUCUGAGGUGCAGGCCGCCAGCCUACGUGUGAUCGGUGAGACGGUCGAGUGGCACGUGGGCGACGCGUUGGCGGCGGUGGACAUCCCGUACUGGCCUCAGGAGAUGAAGAAAACGAAGUCGAGCUACGAUCUGGAGGAGGACUGUCGGGCGCUCCCCUUGAAGUUCGGCGAGCUUGAGCCCGGCCUUCCCAAAGCCGAAGAUAUCGGCCGCUUGGACGUGCUGGACUAUGUGGGGCCAGAGCUCAAGGAGGUGCUCACCAAACCCGGGAUGUCGCUCUUGCCGGAGGACGAGUGGCCCGAGUCGCCUCCGAAGGCAAAGGUCAACGUCGAGAAGCUGGAGGACUGGUGGGCCAUCGCUGCCCAGCUGGUGGAGCGUGGACUGCUGGCCCCUAUACCAGCUGAGCGCAUCUUUGUGGCCCGCGGCCGUCGUGUCACGAACGGUUUGUUUGCUGUGACGAAGUCGGGGUCCCCAGCUGAGGGAGAGGCCAGAGUGACACGAUUGAUUUUCAACAUGGUCCCGACGAAUACGUACCUUCGACCGUUGGCGGGGGACUCAGUGACUCUGGUACCCUCGCCGGCGUGGGUAAGCAUCCCAGUCCCCGGCCAUGUUCUUGGCAUGAAGGCCAAGGAGGUGUGGCUGGCCAUGACAGUGCUGCCCAUGGGCUGGGUGUACAGCGUCCCCAUUUUCCAGAGCGUCCACCGGCGGGUUGCGCUUCUGGGUCGCCCUGCUGGCGCCGCCCUCCCUACUGACCUGGAGUGGCGGCGCGACCGUCCUAUCCCCGCCGCUGCAGCUGCUCCCCUGUCUCAUGAGGGCCCUCGCGAGUGGUGGAGUGUGUACAUCGACGACUUCGAUAACUGCGAGACGGCUGGGUGCAAGGAGGCGCUCGCGAAGGUGGGCACUCCUGGCCGCCUGCAGGCCCAGAUGAGGGAGAGCUACCAGCGGAAUGCAGUCCCCAUCAGCGUGGACAAAGCCAACCAGAGGCAGCUCUUGGUCACGCGGAUGGGUGUAGAGGUGGACGGGAUCUCAGGCAGGGCCGCCAACAAUGGCAUAAAGAACGCGCAGCUGUACAGCCUUACCAUGUGGCUCCUGGCGCUAGAGUUUCGACGUCCUCUCUUCGGGGUGUUCAACUCGGUGUGGGAGCAGAUUGGCUCGGGCCGUACUGUGUUGACCAGGGCCAGCCUGGACGAGCUGAUGCACAGCUGCCUGCUGAUGCCCCUCGCCUCCACCAACCUGAGGGCCGCUACCGCGGGCAUCGUCUCGUGCUCUGACGCCAGCGAAGACGGUGCCGGUAUGUGCACGGCCGUGGGGCUCGCAGAGGGGGCCGCGAAGUUCCUGGCAUCUCUCGGGGGCUCUGAGACCUGGGGCCAUCGCAUUGCCAGCUACACCGGCUCGUGCACGGUCGAGCCGACCAGGAUCGCCCCAGGGGUUCCGCCGCGCGUCCUGUUGGUGAGCUUGUUUGACGGCAUCGGCGGUGCUGCUGUGUCGCUGGUGCGCGCUGGUUUCGACAUCGUAGGCUACAUGAGCAGCGAGGUCGAUAAAGGGCCUCGCCGGGUGCUGAGAUCGCGCUGGCCUGGCCUGAUCGAGCUGGGCCCAGUCGAGGAAAUUCGCGACCGACAGCUUGAGGCUCUGGCAAUGUUCCAGGAUCGGAUUGUCGCCGUGGUCGUUGCGGGAGGCAGCCCUUGCCAGGACACGAGCGGUGUGAACGCCGACCGACAGGGCGCGCGUGGCGCUCGGAGCGGCCUGUUCAAGCGCAUACCCAAGGUGGUGAGCGCACUUGCUCUCGUCAUGAAGGUGCCUGUCCAUUGGCUUGUGGAAAAUGUACUCUCGAUGAGCGCAGAAUCCCUCCAGGAGUUCUCCCGCAUCCUCCAGACUAGGCCCAUCAGCGUGUGCAACUCCCUCUUUGCCGAGAAUAGAAGGCCACGUUUGUACUGGUUGUCUUGGAGAGAGGCGGUCCUCAAGCUCCCCGGGGUGCACGUGGGGCCCAAGGCCAACUACGACCUCAUCAGGGCGCUCCAGGUCCCGAAGGCUCCUGCAGGCUCUUGGGUUGCCUCAGGGUACUCCAGGGCCUCGGACAAGGGCCCAGUCUGCACGUUUCUCCAGCGGCGGGAGAAGACUGUCCCGUACAAGCCUGCAGGUUUAUCGACAGCGAGCCCAGAGGCCAUCCAGAGGUGGACCCAGGACCUGCACGCGUACCCUCCGUACCAGUACGAGCUAGUUCACAUGAUUCGGGACUCCGAGGGGGACUUGAGGCCCUUGUGUGCCACGGAGAAGGAGGUGCUCAUGGGGUUCCCUCGCCACUACUCGUCGUCCGUAGCCAGCUCGGGCUCCAGCCGUGGCAGCGUUGAGAACGAUCGCUGCAGCCUCUUGGGGAACGCGUUCGCCUGCUGCGUCGUUAGCUGGCUGUUUCUCGGUCUGAAGUGCCAGUUGGGCUGGCCCGUCAGGGCGACUGACCUCGAGGGGGUCGCGAGCGAGUUGGACCCCAUCAAGGAGACCCCCAUCGGCCGCAAGCUGGUCGAGAUUUUCUGGACGAUUGCCGAGAAGUCGGGGAGUGACAUCCGCCUCGACCUCGGUGUGCCUUUCCGCCCCAAGGCGUGGCCGCGAGCCUCGAUUGACCCGGCGCUGUGGCGCUGGCGGCCGACGCUGUCCUUCCCGCGGCCGAAGUCGUCGAGGGAGCUGCAUAUCAACGCGCUCGAGUUGAAGGCGAUGAACGCUUCUUUGCGGCACAGUGUGAAGCUGUCCUCGCUCAACGACGUGGACAAAAGCCUCAGCUUGUACAUGGAAGCGUGUUGGGCAGAGCUGGAGCCGCUUUACCUGGUGGUCAAUGCGACAGCGGCUUUGCAGUGGAUGAUGCCCUCCUUGAAGGGCAACCUGCAGCAGAGUUGGAGCCUGGUGCGAGCGUGGGAGAGGCAGUGCACGCCUGGUCGGGCGACGCCGUUCACGGCCGACAUGGUCCUAGCCUUGGCAGCUGCAGCGUGGGACCUCGGCUGGGGAGGUCUGGCGACCGUGAUGCUCGUCGGUUUCGACACGUUCAUGCGCACAGGCGAGCUGCCGGCUCUCAGACGGCGGCACAUCCUUGUCAAAGGUGAGCGGGCAGUUAUUCACAUCGAGGCCUCGAAGAUGG
Molecule: messenger RNA, 5213 nt
Organism: Prorocentrum cordatum
Lineage: Eukaryota; Dinophyceae; Prorocentrales; Prorocentraceae
Source: the annotation of a GenBank genome assembly